AUGGAUGAUGAAGUAGAAAUCGCUGUUGUUGGCAUUGGAUGCCAUUUUCCUGGAGGCGAGGGACUUGAGAACUUCUGGCGAGUCCUCCUUCACGGAGAGAACUGUGCGGUUCAGAUCCCAGAGGACAGGUUUAAUCUCUCUCGAUGGUACGAUCCCGAUGAGAGUAAAGCGGGAAAGACACACACUGCAAAGGCUGCACUUAUUGAUGGCUUGAAUGAGUUUGACCACAAGUUCUUCGGCAUCACUAAUGCUGAAGCAAUCACCAUGGACCCUCAGCACAAACUUCUGUUGCAGUGCACCUACAGGGCCCUAGAGGAUGCUGGGAUACCAAUGGAGAAGGCCAGUGGGACGCGAACAGGAGUGUUCUUGGGUCUAAUGAACAGAGACUUUGAGCUGGCAAGUGUGAGGAUAAAUCCAAAGUACAUAGACCACACCAAUGGCACUGGUGCCGCUAUGAGCAUAGCUGCCAACCGCAUCUCAUACAUGUUCAACUUCACAGGCCCCUCACUGUCCAUUGACUGUGCCUGCUCCUCAUCCCUCGUCGCCCUUCACUUAGCUUGUCAAGCCAUAAAACAAGGAGACUGUGAUAUGGCCUUGUGUGGUGGUGUGACCUGCAUAUUGGAGCCAACCAUUUUUGUGACUCUUUCCAAGGCAAAAAUGAUCUCACCUAAUGGAACGAGUAAACCUUUCAGCAGUAAAGCAGAUGGGUAUGGCAGAGGUGAAGGAUGCGGGGUUGUUCUAUUGAAGCCUCUGAAAAAGGCUUUUGAAGACCAUGAUCAUAUUUGGGGUAUCAUCGGCAAAACUGCAGUUAAUCAAGAUGGCCACAGCGUUAGUCCAAUCACCAAACCAUCCAUGGUACAGCAGGAGGAGCUACUUAGAAAAAUCUACUCAACAGAGACUGACCUGACUAGUGUCCAGUACAUUGAGGCUCAUGGGACUGGGACUCCAAUUGGAGAUCCAAUAGAGGCAGGUAGCAUCUCAAAAGUCAUUGCCAAAGCAAGACCUCAGAAGUCAGGGCCACUCAUCAUUGGUUCUGUCAAAAGUAAUAUUGGACACACAGAAUCUGCCGCAGGUGUCGCAGGGCUCAUAAAGGUUCUUCUGAUGAUGCAGCAUGAAACCAUUGUGCCAUCAUUGUUCUAUUCCAUGGAAAACUCAAGCAUAGAUGCUAAAUCUCUCAAUAUUAAAAUCCCCACCACAGCAGAAAAAUGGAUUAGUGACCGUAGAGCAGGGAGGUCAGCAGGAAUCAAUAACUUUGGGUUUGGUGGAUCAAAUGCACAUGCAAUUGUCAGACAAUAUGUGCAGUCAAAAAAGCCAAAAGAUCAGAUGAUGAGCAAAUCCCAUCAGUAUUUUGUGGUCUCUGCAGCCUCAGAAAAAUCCAUGAAAAAUAUUAUUGAAGAUACGGCAGAACAGAUCGGCACUGGGAAAAUAUCAGAUCUACAGUCUUUACUGUACACAUCCGCAUGUAGAAGAAGUCACUUAAAACACAAAUACAGGAAAGUAUUUCAAACAUCAUCAUUGGCAGAUCUGCAAGAGAAACUUACUGCUGCUGUAGAGAAAAAGCUUGCACAAUCAAAGACCGACUCCAAGCUAGUUUUUGUGUUUUGUGGCAAUGGUGUUACAUAUCAGGGUAUGUGCAAGCAGCUCCUAAAACAAGAGCCAGUUUUCAGAGAGGAAAUCAUGAAGAUUGAAAAACUGUUGCAAAGCUAUAGAAGUUUGAAUUUGACAGAGAUGCUGGAAAGUGAAUCUGAGAAAGGUACAGAGCCUUCUGAUCCAAAGAUUGUCCAGCCUCUUCUGUUUGCUAUUCAGGUUGCUGUUGUCAAACUUCUGAAACACUGGGGCAUCAGUCCUGAUGCUGUUUUGGGGCACUCUAUUGGAGAAGUCGCUGCAGCUCAUUGUUCUGGUUUGCUGUCACUUGAAGAUGCAGUGAAAGUUAUACACUAUCGCAGUUCUUUGCAAAGCACUGUGACAGGAGGGAAGAUGCUGGCAGUCAGUAAUAUGGCUGUUUCUGAAGUCUUGAAAAUUCUUCCAUCUUAUUCAGGAAGGGUUUGUCUGGCUGCUUAUAACAGCCCUCAGUCAUGCACCCUCUCAGGAGAUGCAGAUGACAUUGACAGGCUGCAACAGAAUUUGAGCAAUUCACCCAGAGGAAAAGAUUUGUUCCUACGCAUUUUAGAUGUACCUGCAGCAUACCACAGUCACAAGAUGGAUCCCAUUUUAUCCAAAGUGGAACAGAGUAUAGGCUCAUUGCAAGCGCAUCAUCUGGAGACAGAAUUGUUCUCAACAGUGACAGGUGUUAGUUUGUGUUCCUCAGAUUUUCUCACUGGUGAAUACUGGGCAAGGAAUAUCAGAGAACCAGUUGAAUUCGAACAAGCUGUACAGUCUGCAGCUAAAAACAAAAGGAGUGUGAUAUUUGUUGAAAUUGGUCCAAGAAGAUCUUUGCAGAGGUACAUCACUGAGACUCUGGGGAAUGACUUCACUGUGAUUCCCUCAGUGCAGCCUGAUAAAGAUCACGAGACCAUGCUUGCUCUUGUUUCCAAACUGUUUGAGCUUGGGGUCAAAGUGGACUGGGAAAUGUUCUACAACGGUUUUGAGACUGAACCAAUUCCUUACCCACGAUACCAGUUUGAUGACGUGAAGACAGACGUCUUCGCUUCUAAAUUGCAGUUGAUCAGUCCCACUGGCAACCAUCCAGUAGUUUCACAAAUGGGUACAGACAGUUCAGUGUUUAGCUGUGAUUUAUCCUCUGAGUCAGUGGCCUUUCUGAAGCACCACAAACACAGUGGGGUCGCCAUCAUUCCUGGGGCAUUUUAUGCAGAGUUGGGUUUAGCAACUUACAUGGCAUAUGCAAAACCUAAGGUCCCACUAAAUUCUCUGCAGCUCAGCAUAACAUUCCAGAGUCCAUUCGUUUUCACCCAGAAUGCCCCUGAUAUAAAAGUACAUCUAGAUCCAUCAGACCAUUUGGCUGAUAACACAUGUAACUUUAAAAUACAGUCUACUUCUGCAGUCUUUGCAUUUGGCACAGUAGAAGCAAAACCAUGUAGAACUCCUGAAGAGCAGUUCAUUUCAUUAGACUGUAUUCACAAAAGAUGCACAUCCCACAUGACUUCUGAAGAACUCUACAAACUUCUAAGUCAAGCAGGAUUUGAGUAUGGGUCUGUCUUCAGGAAUAAUGCAGAUGUUUAUUGUGGGGAAGAAUUUAGAGAGGCUAUAUCUGCUGUGAAGGUCCCAAAGGAAUUACUGCCUCAAUUGCAUGACUAUUACGUUCACCCAGUGGUCUUGGAUUAUGUCAUGCAACUUGUUCUUGCAAGUAUAGGGCGUGUAUCAACAAGACCCCAAUAUCCUGUGAAAAUCGGAAGCCUGACUGUAUUUGAGCCAUUGCAAGAGGAGAUGGUUGUUUAUCUGAGAGCAGUGCAUAUGACAGAAGAUGAUUUUGACAUUUGUGGCUGCGUAGCUAACAAACAGGGUAGGGUGUUAGUUGAACUCAGGCAUGUGAAGAUCAGAAUGCUAGGAAGUCGAUCCCAAGUAGUCGAGGAGUAUUUCUUCCACAACGAUUUCAGUAUCGUCUCUGAAGUUGCCACAUUUGAUACACCGAUUAAGGCACUGGUAUUUUCUGACCAGGUAGGAAUUUCUGAAACUUUGCAACAGUACUUGGACCCAACAUCUAGAUAUGUUUCUUCUUCAAAUGUUGACACACCGUUCAAAGAUGGAGUUGAACAACUUUUGUCAAAGCUGAAAAUUUCAAGUGUAAAGAAAAACUUCCAGGAAGUUCUGUUCAUGUGGUCUGAUGCAGACCUAACCUCUCUCAAAUCAGAGAAGGUCUUGGACAGUAUGGCAGGGUGUUGUGAGAUUUUCAGAAGGCUUGUCACAUAUCUCAAGGCACUUAAUUUCCCAGGUAAUAUCAGAGUAAUAACCUAUAGGUUGUCUGAGAGCACAGUGGACUACAUCAACCCUGGGUUUGUUCUGUUAGGCAUGACAAGAGCGUGUGCAGCCGAGUUGCCAGAACUUUCCUUCCAGCUGAUUGACAUGGGCUCUGCCACUUUUGAAGACAUCAAAACUUUGGCUCAGGUCCUCAGGUCAUGCCCCUGUAACAAAUAUCCAGAGCUAAUAGUGAAGGAGGGCAACAUUCUCCAUCCUGAAAUCACCNGGCGGUCGCUCGCUCCCUUGGAACAGGGUUUGGGGAAACUGCUCUAG
Messenger RNA from Pimephales promelas (fathead minnow), 4188 nucleotides. Lineage: Eukaryota; Metazoa; Chordata; Actinopteri; Cypriniformes; Leuciscidae. The record is from RefSeq and is a predicted model, not a curated record.